CUUUUUACUUCCCAAUUUCUCAUUCCUCUUCUCUUCCAUCAUACAUCCUCUUCCUCAACUUUCUUGUAUCAAUUCAUCUCCUUUUGAAUAAGAAUAUUCACUCCUUAAUAUCCUUCUUCAAAGAAAUCAAUUAAUCUAUUCCCUUCUUCAAGGAGUAAAAUAUUCAUAAUGGCUAAGACCAAGGAUACCAAGGUUGCUAAGGCUUCCAAGAAGACUGAGGUUAAACCACCUCUUUCAACUGUCAAGAAUGCUGCAGUUGUCAAGCCAUCUCAAACAACAAAAGCUAAAUCUCAACAGACUGCAAAGGCUACUGCCACCAAGGCCGCUAAGCCAGCUCCAAAGCCAGUUAAGAAGGCCGCCACUCCAUCAUCCGACAGCGGAUCCGAUUCUGAAUCUGGUUCCAACUCUGAGUCUGAAGAGGAGAAGCCAGCACCAAAGGCUGCCAAGGCCAAGGCUAACGGAAAGACUGCUAAGGUCGUCGAGAAGAAAGAGGUAGAAUCCUCCUCUGAAUCCUCAUCUGAAUCUUCAUCUGAAUCCGAAGAUGAUUCCGAAUCAUCUGAAUCCGAAACUGACUCUGAACCCGCCGCAAAGACUGCCAAGAAGGCUGCUUCUUCUGAAAGCGAUGAUAGUGACAACUCAAGCGACUCCAAUUCCGAAUCCGAAGAGGAGGCUAAGCCAGUAGUCGCUGCCGCCAAGAAGGUUCAAGCCGUUGUUGAUGCUGGAAAGGCAAAGGUUAACGGUGCUGCUAAGGCAGUCGCCAAGGCUACUGUAAGUUAUAUCAAUUCUCUCAAUCAUUUCAUCAUGGCAUAUGCAGUAAACUAAUUUAUAUAUAGGAGGACUCUAAUGACUCCGAUAGCUCUGACUCCUCCGAUGAAGAUAAGAAGGCAUCUGGAUCCGACUCUGAUUCUUCCGAAUCCGAUAGCGAGACUGAAGCUGAAGCACCAUCCAAGAAACGCAAGGCGGAUAAUGAGCCAGAGCCAUCUGCCAAGAAGACAAAGACUGAGGAGACUGCUGCUGAUGAUGGUAGCCCAAAGAACUUGUUCGUCGGUAACUUGAGCUGGAACAUUGAUGAUGAGUGGCUCUACCGUGAAUUCGAAGAGUUCGGUGAGAUCACCGGUGCUCGUGUCAUCAGUGACAAGAACACUGGACGCUCCAAGGGUUUCGGAUACGUUGAAUUCGCCAAAUCAGCCGAUGCUGCCGCCGCUCUUGCUGCCAAGAAGGGUGCUCUCAUCGAUGGUCGUGAGGCCAAUGUUGAUUUCUCCACUCCCCGUGAGAACGUCGCACCAAAGGAUCGUGCUAACAACCGUGCUGCCCAAUUCGGUGAUGCCAAGAACCCACCUUCCGACACUCUUUUCCUCGGUAACCUUUCAUUCGAUGCUGAUGAGAACGUUGUUGGUGAGGCUUUCGGUGCUCACGGUACUGUUGUCAACGUUAGACUUCCUACUGACCAGUAAGUUCACCGUCGUAUCAUAUUAUUCUUGCACAUAUUAACAUUGACUAGGGAAACUGGCAACCCCAAGGGUUUCGGAUACGUUACCUUCGGUUCCGUUGAAGAUGCUACCGCUGCCUAUGAUGCUAUGAUGGGUGCUGAUAUUGCUGGUCGUCCAGUUAGACUUGACUAUGCUACUCCCCGUCCAGAGCGCAGUGAAGGUGGUGGCUUCGGUGGCCGUGGUGGCCGUGGUGGUGGUGGUGGUGGCCGUGGUGGCGGACGAGGUGGUGGACGUGGUGGAUUCGACCGUGGAGGAAGAGGUGGUGGUGGACGUGGAGGUGCCCGUGGAGGACGUGGAGGCAGCACUAACCGUGGUGGCUUCGGUGACUUCAAGGGAAAGAAGAUGUCUUUCGAGUAAGCUGAUGGUAUUAUUUGUGGAUUACCAUUGCCUGUCCGUACUUCGUCACACUUUUAGUAUCCUUCUUUGAAGAUACUUUUGUGUUGAUCUGUGGGUCGUUGGCUUUGUGGGUUGUUGGCUCUUGACUUCUACUCCUUAUGGAGAAUGUGGCUUUUGAGACAUGACUUGUUUUUCUUUGAAUUCUUUCAUUGAAAGAUCAGGUCACAACUUGUGGUCUGGCUUUACGUGGUCGUCGGCUUGUGGCAGUCCCGUUAUGAUGAGAGCUUUUUGAUACGAUAUUCAGUGGGGCGUUUGGUUAAAGACAUAAUGAUCUUGUCGGCUUUGAACAUAAUAAGAAGUUGGUAUGAUCCUUUCUUGUGUCUUUGAAUACCUUGAGAGGGGACCGGACUUCAUGUGGCUUUUCCGAGGGCAUUCUGCACAAAAAGUUGUUUAUUUUUUUCGGUUGGGUGGAUAGGUUUAUGGUAACAAUUACCCGGUUUUCUUGCGAAGUCUCUCGCUAAGGCCAAGUGUAUCAUAUGGUGAGUGUACCCCUUGCUACUAUUGCUAGGUUAUUUAAGAAUCAAAUUCUGUAAUUCUUUGA
Messenger RNA from Sclerotinia trifoliorum, 2427 nucleotides. The record is from the annotation of a GenBank genome assembly. NCBI's taxonomy places the organism in Eukaryota, Fungi, Ascomycota, Leotiomycetes, Helotiales, Sclerotiniaceae.